GGAGAGAGCGGAGGGAGCGCUUAAUAAAGGAGGGAGGGAAAGUAAAUACAAAGCAUUUGUGGAUUAUAAAGAAAAACAUUCUUUAUAAUAAUCUCUCGAUAAUUUAGCACCGCGAGGACUGUGGGGAGAAGGGUGGAUCGGUCUUAGCCACAGUUGGGAAGUUGGGAUGGUGUAGUGGAGGGUGCAAGUCCAGAGGAGAGGAGCUUCAAGCUGAAGAUGCAGGUGUCAGCAUGGCUGCUGUGGGUGGCAUGGCUGUGUACCUGGGCCGAGGCGGCGCGCCAUUGCCAAUGCCAGUGCGCAUGCCUACCUGACGAGCAGGUGGCACAGAGGUCAGAGGGAAGAGGGCACCUUCGCCAUCGUCUGGCACACCAGCGGGCAUCACACAGGGAGAGGGCCCAUCGCAGGAAAGGUUCCAGGCUCCUUUCAGAUAGUGGCCUUCCACGUAUUGUCCACCAUCCCUCUGAUGUGGUGGUCCGGGUGGGCAACCCGGCCACGCUAUCCUGCAGGGCAGAGGGCAACCCUGAGCCCACCAUUGAGUGGCUCAGAAAUGGCCAACCCCUGGACAUAAACAAGAUGGAUGCGCAAUCACAGCCUAUCGUUUUACCAGAAGGAAGUUUGUUCUUCUUCAGCGUCGUCCCUGGCCGAAAGAGUCAGUCCCAUGAAGCCGUGUAUGCCUGCGUUGCUCGGAACAGUGUCGGGAUUGCGACCAGCAGAAACGCCUCUCUUCAUAUAGCAGCUCUGCGGGAGGACUUCCGUGUGCAGCCCAGUGGCGUGGAGGUGGUGGUUGGUGAGGUUGCUGUGAUGAAUUGCAGCCCACCCGUGGGACAUCCUGAGCCCAACGUCACCUGGAGGAAAGAUGGGAUCCCCAUCAACAGCAGCAAUGAACAUUAUAGUGAACUGAAUGGCAAACUGAUAAUUGCUCCAGCCCAGAAGAAUGACUCUGGAGUUUACAGCUGUAUAGCCUCAAACAUAGUUGGAGUGAGGGAAAGCCGCGCCGCUCGGCUGUCUGUAUUAGCUAAGCCAAUGUUAUUGCGUAAACCAGAGGAUGUUUCAGUGCAGCUUGGGGAGUCAGCACAGUUUUACUGUGAGGCUGACGGAGACCCCAUGCCUUCCGUAGAGUGGAGCCGAGACCAAGGACCUCUACCCAAUGGCAGGUAUUUAAUCAACCCAGACCACAGUUUGCAAAUCCACUAUGUGACGGCUCAGGACAUGGGCAGGUACACCUGCACAGCAGAGAAUAAGCUCGGGGUGUCUGUGGCCAGCGCACAGCUUCUUGUAGAGGAUACAGGAAGCACUAGACUGCGAGACCUACACAAGGAGCUGUCUGCCUUACGUGUGAGCCUGGAGAACGUCACAGUUAUGAGCACAGCCUCCAACAUGUCUCAAGUCAUGUGGAGGUUGCAGUCGUCUAUGUCACAGCCUCAUUAUCUUGAAGGCUUUGAGGUGCUGUAUCGCUCUCUCCUGCCUGCCAGCUCAGAGUGGACAGCUCAACGGGUUCCUCAGCCUGGCCUUCACACCCAUGUGGGACCUCUGAAGAGAGGCUACAAGUACGAGUUCAAAGUCCGACCCUACGGCGGGAGCCUGUACGGCAGGGAGAGCAACACCAGACACUUACGAGUGCCAGAGAUAGUUCCCAGCGCACCACCUCAGGAUGUGUCCAUAACAAUGCCCACUGACCGUAACGACACCGCGCACCUCAGCUGGGAUCCUCCCCCUCAUGAUGCUCACAAUGGGAUCAUUCAGGGAUAUCAGGUGUGGUGUGUGGAGUCUGAGGAACUGAAGUCUUUUAACUGGACAGUGGACAGUGGAACGCACAGUAUUGAGAUCAGCACGCUGCAGCCCGGCAGCCUGUACUGGGUCACAGUGGCUGCCGUAAACGGGGCGGGAGUGGGGGUCCAGAGCGACCCAUACAAACUGCUCAUAGAGUCGAAGCAGGAGUCGGCACCGCAUCAGACAGGCAUGCUCAGUAUGUCUCAUUUCCUCGCAGUGAUUAAAGAGCCGGUAUUCAUUGGAAGCGCUGGCACCCUCCUGUGGUGUGUUUUGAUGAUUACUGCCCUGUUUUUGUACAGGAGACAUGUCAGACCUGCUAACCUAAGAGGCAAAAGCUCAGGCUUAUAUAGACUGGAAAGUGAAGAUCUCAUUAUCAAACACAGAAUGGCGGCACCAGACUCUCCGUGGAUCUCUGGAGGCUGGAGGCCAGACUCCAGCAGUGAGCCCAAGCAGGGCCUUUGGACCCAGAAGCAGGACAACUCUGGCUUCCGGAGGACCACUCUGCCCAUUACGGCUAAAAAGGAGCCAAACCCCCUGCGGUCAGCCGUCCCCAUUGUACCAGACAACUGCGGCGUCUAUGGCACCUUUUAUGUGGAUCUAACCGGCAAUGGACUGAAGACGUUUAAUAGUCCGGGUCGCUGUCCCAGAAUGCCCCACGGCAACUCUCAACUGCAUAACUCGGAGACUGUUCGCAUCACCGAACCCAUCGUCAAAACCGCCGUUGUGAGGGAAGUGCAGGCAUUGCCAUGGAAACGUGCCCUCCCUUCCCAGCCCAACAUGGGAGUUCUAAAGGAAUCGUGGGAGAAAAAUCACAAGCGUGAGCUGCACAUGGUGAAAAGCGCCCCAUUAAUGCCCAUGAAUCAACACGCUCUGGCAGUGUGCAGUGUACCAAACAACCAUCAGCAGAGAUUCAGUCAGCACCCUGCAGGUGGUGUAUCAGAGCAUGUGAAGCUACCAAGUUCUCCACGUAUCCUGCAUUACUCCACCUCUCUGCAGCUGGUGGACAUGUUACCCAGCCCCCCGCCUCUUCCAGUGGAGGACAACCACAGCCUCAGCUCAGAGGACGAGUCGACCAGAUCCACCAAGCUGACGGUCGACAUCGGCUCUCAGCAGUCUGUGUGUGCCGCCUCUGGGCUCCAGGGUUUCACUACGACCACUACGGGCUGUCCGGCCCAGCUCAGCCCGUCCUAUAGCCACCUGUCCACUGCCUCCUUCUGUCUCUCCACCGAUGACUACCAGGACACCACGCUCAGUACUCAGGGCCACAGUCAGUACAUGGAGAUCAGCCCUAAACCACAGGGGCCGAGUUCUCCAUCAAUGCCCCGUCCAUUCUCUCCCACGCCCACGUUCGGUUACAUCUGCGGGCCCGUCGACAAGGAGAUGGAUGAUGAGCAGGGGUGCCAGCCGAUCGGACUCAGGGGAGCCACCCUGAGAAGCACGCCCUCCUCCUGUUACAGCGAAUGGGAGGGUUCGUUGUGGAACGGCUGGGGUUCGGUGUCCGAGAGCAACGCGGCGAGCGCUCGAACGAGCAUCAUCAGCUCUUCUGACUGCUCGUUCAUAAACGAUGCGAACUUUGCCCGCGUCCUGGCUCUGACAGCCGAGUCUAUGAGCGGUACUUUAUCAGAUUUCUCCCCGCCUGCAUCCCCCCUGAGUGUCCUGUUCCCCCCUCGAGAGUGUUUUGGAGAGCUGGAGCCGCUGCCCGUGUGGGACUGGAGCACCGCGUGGGUGGAGGAGCUGGAGGCCCAGUUCAAAGCCUCCAGAGAGACCAGGAGAACCGCCACAUCUAGCAGACACUCAGGCAUCGAGCACUGGAGAGGACAUCUGGAGACCCCCUCGCACCGAUGAUCGACUUGUACACGCUUACGGGCUGUUUAUGGACUACAUUUCCCUGCGUUCCUCAGGGCAACCCCCCUCUCCUUGUAGUUUUGUUGGUCUUGGGUUUGUAGCAAGGUCAAUUGAAUGGAAAAACACACCGCUGUAAGGUACAGUGUGUGCCGUGUACACCACACCAUAAUAAAGACUAUUGUACAGGACAUUCAUAUUUGGCAUUCGCAGACAUGUAAAUAAACCAGUUUUAUUUAAUAAACCUCCACAUACGCUUUUAUAAAUCAAAUACGCUUUUAUAUGACAGAGUUAUCUAAAAUACACAGGAGAUAUUAUACAAGAUGUUUUGUAUAUUAUUUUAUAAUUCAAACACAUUUCUUUCUUUAAAUUUUAUUUUAGUUAAGUUUGCAUUUAACCUGCUAUAUAAUGGAACAAUUUUAGCAACUUUAGAUUUUUUAUUGAUUAUUGGUAGUAUUUUUUUUGACUAGAAAUAUUGUCUUUUUUAUGCACGUCAAAUAUUCCUCACACUUGCGGCACUACUAAAAAGUCACAUUUUAGCUCAUUUUAUUUUUACUAAUUGCCUUUAAAAGUUAAUAAAUGAGUAUUUUAUCGCAAGUAUCUGCCUCUUGGAUGGAUCAGUGACAUAUGUUUGUGUUUGUUGCAUUUGUGACCUACUGUCUCGUAGUUAAGGGUGCACGAGAGGUCUGUCAAGAGAACAUGUACGGCCCUCCAGAGCUCUAAUCCUCACCGCAAGCCAGUAGGACCGAAUCAGACAACCCUAGACACCCGCUGGACACACACACACACACACAGACAGAGAAAACACAAGUGACCAUGGCAUGACUGCAGAGGGAUUAUCACUUGUCCCCUUCUCUCUCUCUCUCUCCCUACGGCCAUAUGCCUGGCACCAAACACACCUCCCCCAAUACACACUUUUAUGCAUGUGCACACAAACACACUACUUGGAUCUACAGCCUUGAAUUCGUGUAUGGCCAAAAAGGCAUCUUUUUAUAGCCUGCUGGUAAUCCUUUGACCCAGUUUGCCAUGCAUGAUGACCACACUAAAAUGUUUUCCAACUUUUGCUUCUCUUGUUUCUUUCUUUCAUUUGUCACAGCAGAGCACCCCAUAUUUGUCCCCAAGGAUUAUUUUUUGCAUUAAACAAUUCCUUCGUUAAUGCAAAUCUAAAAAAAAAAAAAUUCUCCUCCUGUUUUAUUGAAAAAUGAAUGUGCAAGAGAUUAAACGUGAAUUCUUUUUUUCAUUC
Pimephales promelas (fathead minnow) is the source of this 4855-nucleotide messenger RNA. It is a transcript of the gene robo4, whose product is annotated as roundabout, axon guidance receptor, homolog 4 (Drosophila). NCBI's taxonomy places the organism in Eukaryota, Metazoa, Chordata, Actinopteri, Cypriniformes, Leuciscidae. Gene Ontology annotation, molecular function: protein binding. The record is from RefSeq and is a predicted model, not a curated record. Gene Ontology annotation, biological process: cell-cell adhesion.